AUGCGUGGGGAGAAAAGGGGGGAAAGACGAGGAGGAAACGCAAGGCCAGCACCUACAGCAAAGGCGAGACAAGACGAGGCGCAGUGGCAGCGGCUAAGGCGAGACCGCGAGGGGCGAGUGACAACGCAGUCCGCGGGCGGGCGCGGCGCCACGCCGUCCAAGGAAGCCACCGACGCGCGCGCGCGCGCGCGCCGGAAGAACAGUGAAGUGGCAGGCCCCUCACGGAGCAGUGGCACCGGCGGCAGCCGGGCCGCCGGGAGCCAAGGCGGAGGCAGGGCGAGCGGCAGCAGGGUCAGGGCUCUGGGCGAGGCGGGCGCCGAGCUCGGGCGCGCGGCGGGCAGCAGGCGGGGGGGGCGCAGAGGCGGCAGCGAGCAAGGAGCGCGCCAGAGUGAGGCGGGCGGUGGGGCGGCGAGGGGCCAUGACCAAAAGGGCGCUACUGGCGGGGAGGGCCUGCACCAAGAAGGCGACGGGGUGGAGCGAGGGCGGGGCUGA
Prorocentrum cordatum is the source of this 492-nucleotide messenger RNA. The record is from the annotation of a GenBank genome assembly. NCBI's taxonomy places the organism in Eukaryota, Dinophyceae, Prorocentrales, Prorocentraceae.